Molecule: messenger RNA, 2208 nt
Organism: Chrysochloris asiatica (Cape golden mole)
Lineage: Eukaryota; Metazoa; Chordata; Mammalia; Afrosoricida; Chrysochloridae
Gene: SPIRE2
Product: spire-type actin nucleation factor 2
Exons: 15
Coding region: 25-2208 (727 amino acids)
Biological process (GO): polar body extrusion after meiotic divisions; establishment of meiotic spindle localization; actin nucleation
Cellular component (GO): cell cortex; cytoplasmic vesicle membrane
Molecular function (GO): actin binding
Source: RefSeq, a predicted model, not a curated record
GCAGGCGGCGAUAAUGGGGCGGCCAUGGCCCGGGCCGGCAGCCCCAGCGGCGACGCAGAGAGGGCUGGGGGCUCCGAGCCACAGGACCCUUGGGAGCUGUCCCUGGAGGAGGUGCUGAAGGCGUACGAGCAACCCAUCAACGAGGAGCAGGCGUGGGCCGUGUGCUUCCAGGGCUGCCGAGGACUUCGGGGCGCUCCGGGCAGCCGGCGUCGCAUCAGGGACACGGCGGAUAUCCUGCUGCACCGGGACGGCUCGGUGGGCGCGCGGCGGGAGCCCAGAGCGCCUGAGCCCUCAACGAUGGUGGUGCCGCCAGCCAGCUCAGAAGCCCAGAUGGUGCAGUCGCUGGGCUUUGCUAUCUACCGUGCGCUGGACUGGGGCCUGGACGAGAGCGAGGAACGUGAGCUCAGCCCACAGCUGGAACGGCUCAUUGACCUCAUGGCCAACAGUGAUAGUGACGACAGCAGCUGCGGCGCAGACGAGGGUUACGGGGGCCCGGAGGAAGAGGAGGAGGCCGAAGGUGGCCCGCGCGCAGUGCGGACCUUCGCUCAGGCCAUGCGGCUGUGUGCUGCACGCUUGACUGAACCCCGUGGUGCGCAGGCGCACUACCAGGCUGUGUGCCGCGCGCUCUUCCUGGAGACACUGGAGCUGCGUGCCUUCCUCUCUCGUGUGCGCGAGGCCAAGGAGAUGCUACAGAAGUUUCGGGAUGAUGAGCCUCAGGCAGAGAGGUCCCUGGCGGAGCUCGAUGACCUGGGCCGCACAGACUGGGCUAGACUCUGGGUCCAGCUCAUGCGGGAGCUUCGCCACGGAGUGAAACUCAAGAAGGUGCAGGAUCAGGAGUUCAACCCGCUGCCCACGGAGUUCCAGCUCACGCCCUUUGAGAUGCUCAUGCAGGACAUCCGAGCCCGAAAUUACAAGCUGCGGAAGGUCAUGGUCGAUGGGGAUAUUCCUCCAAGGGUAAAGAAAGAUGCCCAUGAGAUCAUCCUGGACUUCAUCCGCUCCAGGCCGCCACUGAAGCAGGUCUCGGAGAGGAGGCUGCGCCCCUUACCACAGAAGCAGAGGACUCUGCAUGAGAAGAUCCUGGAGGAGAUCAAGCAGGAGCGGAAGCUUAGGCCAGUAGGGAACUCGCCCUGGGACACUCGAGGGUUUGGCUCUCUGCCCUGCAUCCCCAACGCCUGCUCCGGGGAUGUUAAGUCCACUUCCUGCAUCAACUUGUCUGUCACGGAUGCUGGGAGCAACUCUCAGCGCCCGAGACCCCGGGUCCUGCUCAAGGCGCCCACCUUGGCCGAGAUGGAGGAGAUGACCACUUCAGAGGAAGAGGAGUCCCCGUGCAGCGAGACGACACUGAAGCGGGAUCGCUCCUUCUCGGAGCAGGACCUGGCCCAGCUCCGCAGUGAGAUGACCUCAGACCUUCCAGCCUCUGAACCUUCCACAGCGGGGAAGCUGCCAGCCCGGCCCCGAGCGGGCAGUGUGCACGUCUGGAGGUCCAGCAGCCAGGACCAGGGCGAGUGCCGUUCCCUCCCUGUGAGUGUCCACGCUCGGCCUGCCCCUGGCCUGCCCCCCAUCAGCAGCCUCGGUGCUGUCCAGGAGAAGCCCGAGGCCGCUGCAGCCCUGGACAGCCAGACCAAACACCUGUGGUUGGAGUUCAGUCACCCGGUGGAGAGCCUCGCGUUGACAGUGGAGGAGGUGAUGGACGUGCGACGGGUGCUGGUGAAGGCCGAGAUGGAGAAGUACCUGCAAAACAAGGAGCUCUACAACAACCUGAAGAAGGGGAAGAUCUGCUGCUGCUGUCGAAUCAAGUUCCCACUGUUCUCCUGGCCAGCUACCUGUCUCUUUUGCAAGAGAGCUGUCUGCGCUUCCUGUAGCGUAAAGAUGAAGAUACCAUCUAAGAAGUUUGCACACAUUCCUGUAUACACACUGGGCUUUGAGAGCCCUCAGAGGACUUCAAGUGGCAGGACCGCAUCUGCACAGAGAAAAGACUUCUUCCAGUCCCUGCAGGGCCCCCAGUGGCGGGGCGUGGAGGAGGAGUUCCCCCACAUCUACGCCCAUGGCUGCGUCCUGAGGGGUGUCUGCAGUGACUGCACCAGCUUCGUGGCCGAUGUGGUCCGUUCCAGCAGAAAGAGUGUCGAUGUCCUCAACACCACGCCACGCCGUGCCCGCCAAACCCAGUCCCUGUACAUUCCGUCCACCAGGACGCUGGACUUCCAGUGA